AUGGCCCCUUUUACCCAUCACCCGGACGGCCCGGCAAGCCCUGAGCCCGGCCGACCUUCGCACGACUCCCUCUCCUCCGUAUCUACCACGAGCCUCGUCUUCGACCGACUUCAGGAAGAGGUGGAAAAGCAUCCAUCCGCCCGCAGGACCAGCGCGCGCAGCCGCUUGCCCCCGCGAGUAAAGGAUGAAGGCGAGUACGACGAUUCGGAGACGGGGCCUUUCCUCGGCGAACCAGAGACUGCUCCUGGGCGCGAACCCAAACCCAUGGACAGGAGCCUGCGCCGCAUUCUCGUCGCUGCCAGCGCCGUGUUUGUGACGGCCUGGCUCGCUGCGCUGGGCGUGUUCCUCGCCACGGCAUCUUACAAGCACGCAAGAGGAUCCGAGCACAAUCGCAGCGCUUACGCUGAACGUCAGGGCAAAGCCGUCACCCUGGACCAGAUACUGACGGGGUAUUGGUAUGCCGCGUCACACGACAUCAGCUGGAUCGCCGAUCCCGACGGCGACGACGGUCUCUUGCUGCAGAGAAACGCGGCAGACGGAUACCUGGUAGCUGAAGACGUACGCGCCCACGGCGACCGUGCCGGUGCUGGUGCUGGUACUCAUGAGAGCUCGGGGACCACGCUUGCCAAAUCUCGGACGCUCAUGAAAACUCCCCACUUCACCUACAACGGCGACGUCAAGAUCCCGGAAUGGAGCGAGCCGAGCCCCGACCUGAAAAAGGUGCUCCUGGCCGUCAACUGGAAAAAGAACUGGCGGCAUUCCUUCACCGCAACCUACUUUGUCCUGGACGUCGAGUCCGGCAAGGCAGAGCCGCUGGUCCCCCGUGACCCAAACGCCACGGUGCAGCUUGCCGACUGGAGCCCCAGGAGCGACGCCGUCUCGUUCACCAUGGACAACAACCUGUACCUCCGCCGGCUCACCGGGUCCCGCGACGUGGUGCAAAUCACGCAGGACGGAGGACCCGAGUACUUUUACGGCAUACCCGACUGGGUAUAUGAGGAGGAGGUGUUUUCCGGCCGCUCUGCCACCUGGUGGUCCAAAGACGGCAACUACCUCGCCUUUCUGCGGACCAACGAGACCGCCGUUCCCGAGUACGCCGUCGAAUACUACCUCCAGAGGCCCUCCGGGGAGAGGCCCGCCCCGGGCGAGGAAGCCUACCCGGACGUUCGCAAGAUCAAGUACCCCAAACCCGGAGCCCACAACCCCGUCGUCGACAUCUUGUACCACGACGUGUCCAAGGGCGGCGUCUUCUCCGUGACCGCGCCAGGCGCCUUCGGCGACGACAACCGCAUCGUCUCCAACGUCCUCUGGGCAGGGCGGGAAGUCCUGGUCAAGCAGCUCAACCGCGUCGGCGACCACCUGCAGGUCAUCCUCGUCGACCCAUCCAGGCGCCAAGCCAAGAUUGUCAACGACGUCAACAUUGGCGACGUGGACGGGGGCUGGUUCGAGAUUUCCCACGCAAUGACGUACGUCCCGGCCGAUGCCGGCAACGGCCGCCGGCAUGACGGAUACGUCGACACGGUGGUUCACGACGGAUACGAGCACAUUGGCUACUUCACGCCCAUGGACAACCCCAAGCCAGUCAUGCUCACCUCGGGGCCCUGGGAGGUGGAGGACGGCCCCUCGGCGGUGGACGUGGUAAACAACCUCGUCUACUUUGUCGCCGCGAGGGAAUCCGCCAUCCAGCGCCACGUGUACUCGGUCAAGCUGGACGGCUCCGCGCUGACCCCCCUGACGGACACGUCGCAAGAGGGCUACUUCAGGGCCUCCUUCUCCUCCGGCGCCGGCUUCGCGCUUCUGUCCUACCAGGGCCCCGGGAUCCCCUACCAGCGGGUCGUCUCGACCCCCUCCGGGCCCGCCCGCUACAACCGCACCGUCGAGGACAACAAGUCCCUCGCGGACAAGGCCGCGGGGCACCAGCUCCCCCUCCUCGAGCACGGCUCGCUGCAGCUCGACACGGGCGUCUCGGUCAACUACCUCGAGCGCCGCCCGCCCGGCUUCACCCCGCGCAACAGGUACCCCGUCCUCUUCCACCAGUACUCCGGGCCGGGGUCCCAGUCCGUCACCAAGCGCUUCGCCGUCGACUUCCAGAGCUACGUCGCCUCGGCCCUGGGCUACCUCGUCGUCACCGUCGACCCCCGCGGCACCGGCUUCCGCGGCCGGCAGCACCGCGUCGCCGUGCGCUCCAAGCUCGGCGUCCUCGAGGCCGAGGACCACAUCGCCGCCGCCCGCCACUACGCCUCCCUCGCGUACGUCGACCCGUCGCGCAUCGCGCUCUGGGGCUGGUCCUACGGCGGCUUCCAGACCCUCAAGACGCUCGAGCGCGACGCCGGCAACACCUUCUCCUACGGCAUGGCCGUGGCCCCCGUCACCGACUGGCGCUUCUACGACAGCAUCUACACGGAGCGCUACAUGCGGCUGCCCCGCGACAACGCCGCCGGCUACGACGCAUCCGCCAUCGCCAACGCCACCGCCCUCGGCUGCAGCAAGCGCUUCCUCAUCAUGCACGGCUCCGCCGACGACAACGUCCAUUUCCAGAACUCCCUCAAGCUGCUCGAUUCCCUCGAUCUCCAAGCCGUGGAGAACUACGACGUCCACGUCUUCCCCGACAGCGACCACUCCAUCUCCUUCCACAGGGCCAAUCGCAUGGUGUACCAGAGGUUGAAUAACUGGCUGAUCAAUGCCUUCAACGGGGAGUGGCUCAAGACCGCUCACCCCAAGCCCGUUGAUACCAAGAGAAGACGCGGUCAAUGA
Ustilaginoidea virens is the source of this 2754-nucleotide messenger RNA. RefSeq lists its product as uncharacterized. The record is from RefSeq and is a predicted model, not a curated record. The transcript is spliced from 2 exons. The coding region runs from base 1 to 2754 and encodes 917 amino acids. Lineage: Eukaryota; Fungi; Ascomycota; Sordariomycetes; Hypocreales; Clavicipitaceae. Gene Ontology annotation, biological process: proteolysis. Gene Ontology annotation, molecular function: dipeptidyl-peptidase activity; serine-type peptidase activity.